Molecule: messenger RNA, 1263 nt
Organism: Schizosaccharomyces osmophilus
Lineage: Eukaryota; Fungi; Ascomycota; Schizosaccharomycetes; Schizosaccharomycetales; Schizosaccharomycetaceae
Gene: rrp16
Product: rRNA processing protein Rrp16
Exons: 2
Coding region: 1-1263 (420 amino acids)
Biological process (GO): rRNA processing; ribosomal large subunit assembly
Cellular component (GO): nucleolus
Molecular function (GO): 5S rRNA binding
Source: RefSeq, a predicted model, not a curated record
AUGGGGAUUCAGGGAAACGCUGCACCAUCUCAAUAUAAACAGAGAUCAAGAAAGAAUAAAAAUUCAUGGAGAAAGCAUAUUGACUUGGAAGAUGUCGAGGGUGGCCUUCAGGUUGCCAGAGAAGAGGAAGUUCGAGGUGACAAUUUGUCUAAAAAGUCCAAUGACUCUCUAUUCGUAGUUGAUACUUUCGGUGAUGACCGUGUGGCCAAGAGAAGCAGAAAAAAGAUCAAGCCCUUGAAGGUAGACGAAAUUCUACAAAAUAAGUCUUCCAUUCAAGGACUACCAUCAAAGCCUAAAACUACUGGGUUUGGCUUAAGCACGGACAAAAAGGGCAAGAUAAUGUCAAAGAACGAGUUGAACCGUCUUAAGUCUUUGGUGCACAGAAAUCCUUUGGGACCUACUGCCUCAGCGGCAGCAGCUAGUCUGAAAACCCAAGAAAAAGAACCCGAAUACGAUGUUUGGGAAAGCACAGCGGAAUCUACAAUCCCCGUAAAACGUCCUUCUACACUUUAUAAGGCACCCGAAAAUCUUGCUGAAAAUGUUGAACAUGUUCCCAAUGUUGAAGUCGCCGAUCCAGGAAUGUCGUAUAACCCUGAUGCUAGUGCAUGGAUGGGUCUGAUUGAUCGAAAGGGUUCAAGUGAGAUCAAAAAAGAGAAAGAACGCCUUCGCGAAAUUGAACUUCAAAAUAUGAUUAGCUCAAAAAUGAGCGAUGAUAAGGGUUUACUUUCAGAUGAGAACGAAGUUUCCGAGAAUGAAGAAAAUGCAGUGGACGCUGAAAACCAGAUGGAUACCCAGCACUACAAAACGGAGCCUAAGCGCAAGACUAAGUCUCAACGAAACAAGGAACGUAAAAAGAAGGAUGAGGUUGCAAAGUUAGAAGCUGAAAAGAAGCAAGAGCAACUGCUUAAAAUGAUUGAUAGAGCUCCUAAUAUUUCAAAGUCUUUGAAUAAAGAAGAAAACGAGGAUAAGUCGCUUGUGACCUCAAAUGAUAUGGACGUUUCUGAGAUUCUACUAAAGAAGAGAAAAUUUGGCAAACACAAAUUACCUGAGAAUCCUUUGGAAUUGAAGUUAGGUGAUGAAUUGACCAGUUCUUUGAGAGAACUGAAACCCGAGGGUAAUUUGUUUAAAGACAGGUUCCUCAGUCUUCAGCGUAGAGCCAUUAUUCCACCAUCAUUACCUAAGAAUAAGCGUUCACGAUAUGGUACUAAAUUGAAAGAAAAGUAUAGCCACAAAGACUUCCAUCUGCAAAAGACUGGUAUUUAA